AUGUCUAAGAUCACAGUCGCCAAUGUCCGGACGCAAGUCGCCGAGCUCUUGGAGUACUCCAACGAGACCAAGAAGCGCAACUUCCUCGAGACCGUCGAGCUUCAGAUCGGCCUGAAGAACUAUGACCCCCAGCGUGACAAGCGUUUCUCCGGCACCAUCAAGCUGCCCAGCAUCCCCCGCCCUAACAUGGCCAUCUGCAUCUUGGGUGACCAGCACGAUUUGGAUCGUGCCAAGCACGGUGGUGUCGACGCCAUGUCCGCCGAUGACUUGAAGAAGCUGAACAAGAACAAGAAGCUGAUCAAGAAGCUCGCUCGCAAGUACGAUGCUUUCGUCGCUUCCGAGGCUCUUAUCAAGCAGAUUCCUCGUCUCUUGGGUCCCGGUCUGUCCAAGGCUGGCAAGUUCCCUACCCCCGUCUCUCACGCCGAUGACCUGACUGGCAAGAUCAACGAGGUCAAGUCCACCAUCAAGUUCCAGCUGAAGAAGGUUCUCUGCAUGGGUGUCGCCGUCGGAAACGUCGCUAUGGAGCAGGAGCAGCUGAUUGGUAACAUCAUGCUUGCCAUCAACUACCUUGUCUCCCUCCUGAAGAAGGGCUGGCAGAACGUUGGCAGCUUGACCAUCAAGGCUUCCAUGUCUCCUCCCAAGCGCCUGUACUAA
This is a messenger RNA of Pochonia chlamydosporia 170, 654 nucleotides long. RefSeq names its product 60S ribosomal protein L1. Gene Ontology annotation, biological process: translation. The record is from RefSeq and is a predicted model, not a curated record. Lineage: Eukaryota; Fungi; Ascomycota; Sordariomycetes; Hypocreales; Clavicipitaceae. The transcript has 3 exons. Gene Ontology annotation, molecular function: structural constituent of ribosome; RNA binding. Gene Ontology annotation, cellular component: large ribosomal subunit. The coding region runs from base 1 to 654 and encodes 217 amino acids.